Diceros bicornis minor is the source of this 2575-nucleotide messenger RNA. It is a transcript of the gene KLC4, whose product is annotated as kinesin light chain 4. Gene Ontology annotation, molecular function: kinesin binding. Gene Ontology annotation, cellular component: kinesin complex; membrane-bounded organelle; cytoplasm. Gene Ontology annotation, biological process: axo-dendritic transport. Bases 437 to 2380 code for a protein of 647 amino acids. Lineage: Eukaryota; Metazoa; Chordata; Mammalia; Perissodactyla; Rhinocerotidae. The record is from RefSeq and is a predicted model, not a curated record. The transcript is spliced from 15 exons.
ACAGAGGAACAAACCCCCUCCGACCGAUCGCACACAACUCCGGACGGACUCAAAAACCCCGCCCCCCCGCGAUUCUUCCCGCCCCUCGGCGUCCAGACAGACAGACAGACGGCCUGCCCCGCCCCCUGCGCUACAGACUGACUCAGUGACCUCAGGGAAUUGUCGGGCCCGUGUGUCCUCGCUUGCGACGCGGACCUCGGCAGUCCACCUGCACCUCCCCCGUCGCCCCCGCGCGUCUCACUCCAUCCCCACCCUGGGCCCCAGGGCAGGUCGACUGCCUUGGACACUUCUCAACCGCAUUCCUGGGCCCAGGAGACUAACUCCCAGCGCCGCGUUUCCCUGUGACCCCGCAGCCGCUCAGCAGACUGGCCGUUCUUCCCUGAAUCAUCAGGCGUCUGGGAGGCACCCUAAGUCUAGGGAAGGUCCCUCGGCCAGGAUGUCAGGCCUGGUACUGGGGCAGCGGGAUGAGCCUGCAGGGCACCGGCUCAGCCAGGAGGAGAUCCUGGGAAGCACCCGGCUGGUGAGCCAAGGGCUGGAGGCCCUACACAGUGAACACCAGGCUGUGCUGCAAAGUCUGUCCCAAACCAUCGAGUGUCUGCAGCAGGGAGGCCAUGAAGAAGGGCUGGUGCACGAGAAGGCCCGGCAGCUGCGCCGUUCCAUGGAAAACAUCGAGCUGGGGCUGAGUGAGGCCCAGGUGAUGCUGGCUUUGGCUAGCCACCUGAGCACAGUGGAGUCGGAGAAACAGAAGCUGCGGGCUCAGGUACGGCGGCUGUGCCAGGAGAACCAGUGGCUCCGGGAUGAGCUGGCAGGCACCCAGCAACGGUUACAGCGCAGUGAACAAGCCGUGGCUCAGCUGGAGGAGGAAAAGAAGCACUUGGAGUUCCUGGGGCAGCUGCGGCAGUAUGAUGAGGAUGGGCACACGGCGGAGGAGAAGGAGGGUGAUGCCACCAAGGAUUCCCUGGAUGACCUCUUCCCCAACGAGGAGGAAGAAGACCCCAGCAACGGCUUGUCCCGUGGCCAGGGUGCCCAGCACAGCGGAUAUGAGAUCCCAGCCAGGUUGCGGACACUGCACAACUUGGUAAUCCAGUAUGCAGCCCAGGGUCGCUAUGAGGUGGCUGUGCCGCUCUGCAAGCAGGCACUGGAGGACCUGGAGCGCACAUCCGGCCGCGGCCACCCUGAUGUUGCAACCAUGCUCAACAUCCUUGCUUUGGUGUAUCGAGACCAGAAUAAGUAUAAAGAAGCUGCCCACCUGCUGAAUGAUGCCCUCAGCAUCCGGGAGAGCACCCUGGGCCGGGACCACCCUGCUGUGGCUGCCACACUCAACAAUCUGGCUGUGCUCUAUGGCAAAAGGGGCAAAUACAAGGAGGCGGAGCCGCUGUGCCAGCGGGCACUGGAGAUUCGAGAAAAGGUCCUGGGCACUGACCACCCAGAUGUGGCAAAGCAGCUGAACAACCUGGCCCUGUUGUGCCAAAACCAGGGCAAGUAUGAGGCCGUGGAACGCUACUACCAGCGGGCCCUGGCCAUCUAUGAGGGGCAGCUGGGGCCAGACAACCCUAAUGUAGCCCGGACCAAGAACAACCUGGCUUCCUGUUACCUGAAACAGGGCAAAUAUGCUGAGGCUGAGACGCUCUACAAAGAGAUUCUGACCCGUGCUCAUGUGCAGGAGUUUGGGUCUGUGGAUGACGACCACAAGCCCAUCUGGAUGCAUGCAGAGGAGCGGGAGGAAAUGAGCAAAAGCCGGCAUCGUGAUGGGGGCACACCCUACGCUGAGUACGGAGGCUGGUACAAGGCCUGCAAAGUGAGCAGCCCCACAGUGAACACCACUCUGAGAAACCUAGGAGCUCUGUACAGGCGCCAGGGAAAGCUGGAGGCAGCUGAGACCCUGGAGGAAUGUGCCCUGCGUUCCCGGAAACAGGGCACUGACCCUAUCAGCCAGACCAAGGUGGCUGAGCUGCUUGGGGAGGGUGACAGUGGAAGGACCUCCCAGGAGGGCAGCGUGAAAUUCGAGGGAGGUGAAGAUGCCUCUGUGGCUGUGGAGUGGUCAGGGCAGCAACAUGAAGCGGGCAGCCUCCUUAAACUAUCUGAACCAAGCCAGUGUGGCCCCCCUCCAGGUCUCCCGGGGCCUCAGUGCCAGCACUACGGACCUCUCUUCAAGCAGCUGACAUUCAACCUGCCCCCCAGGUCUGCUGGGUCCCCCCACAGCCCUCACAGCAUUCCCUAUUGCUCCUGGCUCUUCCAACCCCAAGGUGGGACAGUGAAGGGGGAGCAGUUAACUAGAAGAUUGCUGCUGCCCUUAGGGUCUCGGCUCCCUCCUCAGGAAUCCCACCUCGGAAGGACCCUCAGGACACCCUUUUCCCCACCCUGUGGUCCUCUAGAGUAGCUAGCUCUAAGGCUCCCAAGGUGGGUAAGGAGCAGGUACGCACCUCAGAGAUGUAGCCUGCUGCUGGCUUUUCUGUCAGAGGGUUUGGGGCUGGCCAGCCAAGCUGCCUUGCUCUGGCCCCUCUUGUUCCCUCUGCUGCCUCACUUCAGGUCCACGUAUUUCACUUUUCUUAAAUAAAACAAUCAGGUAGCCAUU